UUGUUUGUUGAUUUGGAAAAAGUCAAAUAUCCGAGUUCCUCGAAUGCAGCAUAAAUCAGGAGCGUAUCCUGGGCACCAUGGAAAUGCGCACGAGAAAUGAAUGAAAGCAAUGGACACGACUCAUCGGUGAUGGAAUAAACGAGCCCAGACUACAUUUCUGUGCACAUCAAGAACACCAAGUUUAAUCAAAGGCACGUUUGGACCUAUCUUGACAUCAUACUGCUUCUCUUGAUUGCCACACAAGCUGGAGCCUAUCACAGCAGAAUCCGAGGGGGCGCGAGUGCGGAUGGUUGCUGCCAAUGGGGCUGUUUGACAAGUUGGCAGGAUGGCUGGGCUUCAAGAAAGAAGUGAACGUGCUCUGCCUGGGCCUCGACAACAGCGGGAAAACGACCAUCAUCAACAAACUCAAGCCGUCGCAUGCUCAAGCACAAGACAUCGUCCCGACUAUUGGUUUCAGCAUCGAGAAAUUCAAGACGUCCAGCCUUUCCUUCACAGUGUUUGACAUGUCAGGCCAAGGCAGAUACCGAAACCUGUGGGAGCACUACUACAAGGAGGGCCAAGCUGUCAUCUUUGUCAUCGACAGCGCGGAUAAGCUCAGGAUGGUCGUGGCCAAAGAGGAAUUGGACACCUUGUUAAACCAUCCGGACAUUAAACACAAGCGAAUUCCCAUCCUGUUCUUGGCUAACAAGAUGGACGUCCGAGACGCUCUGUCAUCGGUGAAGGUUUCCCAGCUGCUGUGCUUGGACAAUAUCAAGGACAAACCUUGGCACAUCUGUGCAACUGACGCGCUGAAAGGAGAUGGUUUACAGGAGGGUGUGGAAUGGUUACAAGAUCAAAUCAAAUCGAUGAGAACAUGAGACCACCAGGCUGCAGGAGUUAUUUUCAGGACUGUACAAUCCCAGCCUGCUAGUCAUCAAGGCACCCAAAGCGUCGUCUUUCUCCCGUUGAGCACCUCUCUUCAAUUGUGCACCUGUUUUCUUUCUAUCCACUUAAGAAAGUCCCACAACUUGCCAUCAUUCACUUUAUAAAUGUCUUUUAAGCUCUAAGUAGUUGACAGUGAGCAGUUAAAAAAAAAAAAAAAACGUGCAGCCGAGAAUGAGAAAAGGUUUGGGGUGGUAAAGUGACUCUCUCGUCCGUGGGCCAAACGAGCAGGGAGGGUCGUGGCAAAGCCGUCACGCCAUCGUUCGUUGCAGCUAAUACUUGUGCAGCUUUCUUUUGAGAUUUCUCAUGUUUUGUUGUCGUCGUCAUUUUUAUGUGACCCCUCGAACACGGCGCGCUUUUAGAAGCUGCCACUAACCGGUUCUCCAAAGCCCACGAAUAACGAGUAAGCCGUCGAGUACGUAGCACCAGUUGAAUUUUUCUGCCUUACGCCAGUGGCGCCAUGAAAGUUCACCUUCACGAUCCAGCCGGGCUACUUUACUGAUUAAACGCAGACGUGCGGUGAAAAGAUGCGUCUCGUUUGAAAAUGUGAUCACGUCGGUGGUUCGAGGCCGGUUUGUAAUCAAUUGGCCGAGCCUGAUUUGCCACGUUUAGCGUGGGCUCGUUGGAGAACACGAGAACACUGCGCAGCUGCGAUUUAAAAGUAAAACACUUCACAUGUGUCGUCGGAUAAUUGCAUUUGAGAUUGAAAAAAAAAAUUCUGGACGACGGGGCAGUUUGUGUCGCUUUCGGCUCAUUUCUCAAUGUCCUCCGUUGUGAAAUUAAUAUUAUGUCUGAGGGCAGUGCAAAGUUCUGUACAUGUGUGUAACACUUUGAGGCUCUAUAGACUGCAAAAAAUAAAAAUAAAAAACGCUUUUAUAUGUAAAUGAGCCUCACAUAGCCGCCGAAGUACAAUACUAGGACGAUAUAAAAUCAGCUGUUAAUGAUCGUGCGAGAAUAAUGUAUCAUCUUAAGAUGUAUGUAUUUUAUUUCAGUGGAAAUGUUUUCAAAGAAUAAAAAGCGUUUUUGUUUUU
This is a messenger RNA of Hippocampus zosterae (dwarf seahorse), 1952 nucleotides long. It is a transcript of the gene arl6, whose product is annotated as ADP-ribosylation factor-like 6. Gene Ontology annotation, cellular component: cytoplasm; axoneme. The transcript is spliced from 10 exons. The record is from RefSeq and is a predicted model, not a curated record. Gene Ontology annotation, molecular function: GTPase activity; GTP binding. Gene Ontology annotation, biological process: intracellular protein transport; protein localization to cilium; vesicle-mediated transport. Lineage: Eukaryota; Metazoa; Chordata; Actinopteri; Syngnathiformes; Syngnathidae. The coding region runs from base 300 to 857 and encodes 185 amino acids.